AUGGCGCGGAAGCCGAACAUCCUGGUGACCGGCACCCCCGGGGUCGGCAAAAGCAGCCUCAGCGCGCAGCUCGCGCAAGAGCUGGGCCUGGAGCACUUGAACGUGGGGGAGUUGAUAAAGUCGGAGUGUCUGUACACCGCGUGGGACUCGGAACUGGACUGCAGCGUCUUCGACGAAGAGCUGCUGGGCCAGCGGCUGUUUGAGCUUUUGGGGGCCCCGGGGGCCCCCGGGGGCCUCGUGGUGGACUUCCACAGCUGCUGCUGCAUGCAGAAAAGUUGGUUUUCUCUCGUUUUUGUCCUGAGAGCCAACACAGAAGUCCUUUAUGACCGCCUCCAGGCCCGCCUUUACCCCCAGGCCAAAAUCCAACAAAACUUGCAAGCCGAAAUUUUCCAAGUCCUUUUCGACGAGGCCACGGAGGCCUUCGGGGCCCCCAAAGUCCGCCAACUCCCCAGCAACGACAUGCAAGACUUCGCCCAAAACCUCAACACCAUCAAACGCGCCUACCACCAGCUCCUCCAAACCCAAGACUCCCCCAAAUAG
This is a messenger RNA of Eimeria necatrix, 540 nucleotides long. RefSeq names its product UPF0101 protein CGI-137, putative. Gene Ontology annotation, cellular component: nucleus; cytoplasm. Gene Ontology annotation, molecular function: ATP binding; AMP kinase activity; ATP hydrolysis activity. The coding region runs from base 1 to 540 and encodes 179 amino acids. The record is from RefSeq and is a predicted model, not a curated record. Lineage: Eukaryota; Apicomplexa; Conoidasida; Eucoccidiorida; Eimeriidae. The transcript has a single exon.